Ipomoea nil (Japanese morning glory) is the source of this 1817-nucleotide messenger RNA. RefSeq names its product U4/U6 small nuclear ribonucleoprotein Prp31 homolog. Bases 117 to 1574 code for a protein of 485 amino acids. The record is from RefSeq and is a predicted model, not a curated record. The transcript is spliced from 8 exons. Lineage: Eukaryota; Viridiplantae; Streptophyta; Magnoliopsida; Solanales; Convolvulaceae. Gene Ontology annotation, cellular component: U4/U6 x U5 tri-snRNP complex; precatalytic spliceosome; U4 snRNP. Gene Ontology annotation, biological process: mRNA splicing, via spliceosome; spliceosomal tri-snRNP complex assembly.
UUCUUUCCAAGCCAAAAGCCAGAGCUUAGGGUUUUUUGUGUUUCGCUUCUUCAAUUGAGUCUCCUACUGGUGUCAGUUCUCAUCUGGGUUGUGCUUCAAAACUUCGACCUGAAUUCAUGGCAACUCUUGCUGAUUCUUUCUUAGCAGAUCUGGAUGAAUUAUCUGACAAUGAAGCUGAUAUUCUUGAUGAGGGCAAUGUGGAUGCUGAGCACAUGGAGGAAGAUGUUGAUGGUGAGCUAGCUGAUAUAGAAACACUUAACUAUGAUGAUCUGGAUAGUGUCUCUAAAUUGCAGAGGACCCAGCGUUAUAUCAAUAUUAUGCAGAAAGUAGAAGAAGCACUAGAAAAGGGUUCUGAAAACUCAGAAACAGGGAUGGUUCUAGAAGAUGAUCCGGAGUACCAGCUGAUUGUAGAUUGUAAUGCAUUGUCGGUUGAUAUUGAGAAUGAAAUUAUUAUAAUUCAUAAUUUCAUACGUGAUAAGUACCGCCUAAAAUUCCCAGAGUUGGAGUCUCUUGUUCACCACCCAAUUGACUAUGCCCGAGUGGUUAAGAAAAUUGGGAAUGAGAUGGACCUCACCCUUGUUGAUCUGGAAGGACUGUUGCCUUCAGCUAUUAUUAUGGUUGUUUCAGUUACAGCAUCAACUACAAAUGGCAAGCCGCUGCCUGAAGAUAUCUUGCAAAAGACAAUUGAAGCUUGUGAUCGUGCAUUUGCUCUUGAUUCGGCGAAGAAGAAAGUCCUUGAUUUUGUUGAGAGUCGAAUGGGGUAUAUUGCUCCAAACCUCUCUGCUAUUGUAGGAAGUGCUGUUGCUGCAAAACUUAUGGGGACUGCUGGUGGUCUUUCCUCAUUGGCGAAGAUGCCUGCUUGUAAUGUGCAGGUUCUUGGUGCUAAAAAGAAGACCCUUGCUGGGUUCUCCACAGCGACAUCCCAAUUUCGCAUUGGAUUUAUUGAGCAGACAGAAAUAUUUCAGAGCACACCCCCUCCUCUAAGGAUGCGUGCCUGUCGACUGUUAGCUGCGAAAGCUACCCUUGCUGCACGUGUUGAUUCAACAAGGGGAGACCCAACGGGGAAAACUGGGCGAUCUCUCCUAGAAGAGGUUCGUAAGAAGAUAGAGAAGUGGCAAGAGCCACCUCCUGCCAAACAGCCUAGACCACUUCCUGUUCCAGAUUCUGAGCCUAAAAAAAAGAGGGGUGGACGUAGACUGAGGAAGAUGAAAGAAAGGUAUGCCAUUACAGACAUGCGGAAGCUGGCUAACAGAAUGCAGUUUGGAAUACCUGAAGAGAGCUCAUUGGGGGAUGGUUUGGGUGAGGGAUAUGGAAUGCUUGGUCAGGCUGGAAGUGGCAAAUUACGCGUGUCAGUUGGCCAGAGCAAGCUUGCUGCCAAAGUAGCUAAGAAAUUUAAGGAGAAGAAUUAUGGAAGCAGUGGUGCUACAUCGGGACUGACUUCAAGUUUAGCCUUCACUCCUGUGCAGGGGAUUGAACUGUCGAACCCACAAGCAUAUGUAAAUCAACUUGGGUCAGGAACCCAGAGCACGUACUUCUCAGAAACCGGAACAUUUUCCAAGAUCAAGAGAACAUAAUGCCUACAGUAUGUCCGCUAACUUGUGCUAUUUUGUUUGCUUCUUCUUUAACCGAAACCCUGAUGCUUCAGCCUCUGUUUUUGGGUUGAUACUGGUUUUUUGUAACCCAUGCUUGUCAUCAAUUCUCUAAAAUAAUGAUUUAUCUCAGUUUUAUUUUGUAUAUUUAUGUUCUCAUUUCGUUAUAAGAAAAUUCAGUAGUAUCAUAGUUAAAUGAUGGAAAAACCAAGAAUAGUUAAGCUGUGA